This is a messenger RNA of Copidosoma floridanum, 1183 nucleotides long. Its product is annotated as methionine aminopeptidase 1. Gene Ontology annotation, cellular component: cytosol. The record is from RefSeq and is a predicted model, not a curated record. Gene Ontology annotation, biological process: proteolysis. Lineage: Eukaryota; Metazoa; Arthropoda; Insecta; Hymenoptera; Encyrtidae. Gene Ontology annotation, molecular function: metalloaminopeptidase activity.
CUGUUACUGCAUCACGAUGCCGCAACCUCCAGGCUGCUGCGAAACUCCCGGCUGUAGUGCUCUGGCCAGCCUCCAGUGUCCAACUUGCCUCAAAAUCGGUAUCGUAAGCUCUUUUUGCUCCCAGGACUGCUUCAAAGGCAACUGGAAGAGUCACAAAGUUUUGCACCAGCUGGCAAAGGGGGGAAACAAAAAUGACUCUACGAAUGAGUACAAUCCUUGGCCAUCUUUCCAGUUCACUGGUAAAUUACGUCCAGCACCCAGAGAUCCUCUUCGAUCAGUUCCCGUCUCUAUUGAGAGGCCAGAUUAUGCUACACAUGCAGCUGGCAUACCACUGAGUGAACAGGCAGUCAAGGGCUCUGCUCAUAUUAAAACAUUGGAUGAUGAGGAAAUUGAGGGAAUGCGUGUAGCCUGCAAGCUUGGCAGGGAAGUAUUGGAUGAAGCAGCAAAGGCUUGUGGAGUUGGAGUAACUACUGCUGAGAUCGAUAGGAUUGUUCAUGAGGCUUGCAUUGAAAGAAAUUGUUACCCUUCACCAUUGAAUUACUAUCGAUUUCCAGCAAGUUGUUGCACUUCUAUAAAUGAAGUAAUCUGUCACGGUAUCCCUGAUCAAAGACCUUUGGUAGAUGGUGAUAUUUGUAAUGUCGACAUUACUGUUUAUCACAAUGGCUUUCACGGAGAUUUAAAUGAAACUUUUUUUGUUGGCAACGUCAAACCAGAGGUCAAAAAACUUGUUAAGGUGACACACGAGUGUCUCAUGAAAGCCAUCGAUAUUGUAAAACCAGGAGAAAAAUACAGGGAAAUCGGUAACGUCAUUCAAAAACAUGCUCAAGCAAAUGGAUUUAGCGUUGUUAGAAGUUACUGUGGACAUGGUAUUCAUCGGCUUUUCCAUACAGCCCCCAAUAUUCCUCAUUACGCAAAAAACAAAGCCAUCGGAGUCAUGAAACCUGGUCAUUGCUUUACAAUUGAACCAAUGAUCUCACAGGGUACGUGGCGUGAUACAAUAUGGCCUGACGACUGGACUGCUGUAACAGUCGACGGCCUGUGGUCGGCACAGUUCGAGCAUACGCUUUUAGUUACCGAAACUGGCUGCGAUAUCUUAACCAAACGUUUUACCAAUGAUGGCAGUCCUUGGUUCAUGGAUAGCUCAUAGUUGUAUUCAUUAUAAAUUUCUGUAAAUAUAGAUAAA